Molecule: messenger RNA, 463 nt
Organism: Rhagoletis zephyria (snowberry fruit fly)
Lineage: Eukaryota; Metazoa; Arthropoda; Insecta; Diptera; Tephritidae
Product: urease accessory protein UreG-like
Source: RefSeq, a predicted model, not a curated record
CUAUUCAAGCAGUACUAUUCCAGCUUUCGCUAAAAACGGUUCUAAAUUUCAAAACAAAAACUAACACUUCAAAGAAAAAUGGCUAAAUACAGCGCAAUGUUGGUCGUUUUGUGCACCCUGCUGGUUUUGCAGUUGGUUGUUGCCCAACAUGAUGAACACGCCAGUGAUGCAUUGCACGAACAUGAGCACGAACAUGAGCAUGAACAUGAGCACGAACAUGAGCACGAACAUGACGGCCACAGUGACGAAGCUGGACACCACCACAGUGGCGAAGCUGGACACCACAGUGGCGAUACUUCAGAGGAAUAGGAUAGUUCGAAGAGUGACAGUUCAUCUUCGGAAGAAAAGAAGGACGAAGCACAUACUCCGGAAUAAUCAGUCUGUAAUGCAGGAUGAUUUAAGUUGCAGUAUGUUGUUGACCACUUUAGUAAACAUAAAUAAAUGUAGCAAGCUCGAAAAAAGA